Acanthosepion pharaonis is the source of this 771-nucleotide messenger RNA. Lineage: Eukaryota; Metazoa; Mollusca; Cephalopoda; Sepiida; Sepiidae. The record is from the annotation of a GenBank genome assembly.
AUGAUAAUAUUCUUACCGCCAAUUGUUCUUUCACUUGUAGUAAAUUGCCCAUCAGUUAAAUUUUUAAUUUAUUCUUUUUAUAUUCUUUUUUCUUUUCUUCUUUUUUUUCUUCUUUUUAUUCUUUUUCUUCUUUUCUUCUUUCAACUUCUUCUUCUUCUUCUAUUUUUUUUUUUCUUUUUCUUUUUCUUCUUCUUUUCUUUUCUUCUUUUUUUUCUUCUUUUUAAUCUUCUUCUUUUUUCUUUCUUCUUUUUUUCUGUAUCUUUUCUUUUUACCAUUCUUUUUUUCUUUUUUCUUCUUCUUCUUCUUUUCUUCUUUUUUCUUUUUCUUUUUUUAAAAAAAAAAAUGGAAGAGUUUUUCUUUCUUUCAUUUUCUUUUUCUUUUCUUUUCUUUUUAAUUUUUUUCUUCUUCUUUAUUCUUCUUCUUUCUUCUUCUUUUUUUUUUUUUUUCUUCUUUUUCUUUUUUUUUCUUUUUCUUCUUUUUUUUUCUUUUCUUCUUUUUUUUUCUUCUUUCAUUUCUUUUUCUUUUUUUUUUCUUUUUUUCUUCUUCUUCUUUUUAAAGAAAUUUUCUUUUUCUUUUUUUUCUUUUCUCCUUUCUUUUUUUCUUCUUCUUGAUCAAUUCUUUCUUCUUCUUCUUUUUUUUUCUCUUCUUCUUUUAAUUUCUUCUUCUUCUUUUUCUUCUUCUUCUUUUCUUUUCUUCUUUAAUGAUUUUUUUUUUUCUUCUUUUUUCUUUUUUCUUUUUUUCUUUUUCUUCUUUUUUCUUCUUCUUUUUUAA